Perkinsus marinus ATCC 50983 is the source of this 801-nucleotide messenger RNA. Its product is annotated as serine/threonine-protein phosphatase, putative. The record is from RefSeq and is a predicted model, not a curated record. The transcript has 7 exons. Bases 1 to 801 code for a protein of 266 amino acids. Gene Ontology annotation, molecular function: hydrolase activity. Lineage: Eukaryota; Perkinsozoa; Perkinsida; Perkinsidae.
AUGUUCGACGCCGCGACGGUAGGCGAAGACCUCGUAAAGCAGGGCCGUGCCGCAGCCAAGAAGUUUGUCCAGAAAUGCCUUUACGAGGUGUCGCCGGAAUGGUAUGUAACGUAUGUGCAGGACGCUCAUCGUGAUGACGGACGUCGGAGACUGGGAGCUCUCGAUCAGUUCGCAUCUGUUGAUGAUCUCACUCUUAUCCUCCGCGUGGCCUCACGUUCCUUCCGCAGCUCUCUUUUGGAGAACGUAUCAGCCCCAGCUAAAAUUUUCGGAGGCAUCAAUGGGCAGCUCCUAGACCUACUGAGCCUAUUCCGUACCUUCCUCCCCCCGGAUUCCAUCACCGGGGACAUCCUCUACACCAACUAUGUUUUCUUAGGAGAUUACAUUGGCCCAGGUUGGUGCAAUCUAGACACCCUCGCUCUCGUCUUGAGUCUCAAGAUACUCUACCCUAGUGCGAUCACGUUACUGAGGGGGAAGCAUGAGGCUGAGCCUUCCAAUCUCCACUUCCUUGCCGAAUGCGAGGAACGUCUGGGCGACGAGGGCAGGAGAAUAUGGAAAUUGGCCAACCGUAGGAUAGUAAUGUUUCGAGUGUUUACCCUUGGCGGUGCUCAUAGAAGGACGCGUCCUGUGCGUCCAUGGCUCCGUGCCGUCGUCCUUGACAGUGUUAGAGCCACUGAAGAAGCUGAAGCGCCCAUUGAGGGCACCGCCUUCCACAGGGCAGCCUUCGGAGAGGAUCUCAAGCAGGAUAGUCUCAGAAAUGUAGACACAACAAUCGCUGCAUCCUUCGUACUGAACUCUUGCUAG